CUGGCAAAAUGGACAACGCAGGGAAGGAGCGAGAAGCGGUACAGCUGAUGGCGGAGGCUGAGAAACGAGUCAAGGCCUCCCACUCCUUCCUCCGAGGGCUGUUCGGAGGAAACACACGAAUAGAAGAGGCUUGUGAAAUGUACACCAGAGCUGCAAAUAUGUUCAAGAUGGCUAAGAACUGGAGUGCUGCAGGAAAUGCAUUUUGUCAAGCCGCCAAGCUCCACAUGCAGCUUCAGAGCAAACAUGACUCGGCUACCAGCUUUGUGGAUGCCGGAAAUGCCUACAAGAAGGCAGACCCUCAAGAGGCUAUCAACUGCUUAAAUGCAGCCAUCGACAUUUACACAGACAUGGGAAGGUUUACAAUCGCAGCAAAGCACCACAUCACUAUUGCUGAGAUCUAUGAGACUGAGCUCGUGGACAUUGAGAAGGCUAUUGCACAUUAUGAACAAUCUGCUGAUUAUUACAAAGGAGAAGAGUCUAACAGCUCAGCUAACAAGUGUCUGCUGAAGGUGGCAGCCUACGCCGCACAACUGGAGCAGUACCAGAAAGCCAUUGAAAUCUACGAGCAGGUGGGGGCUAACACUAUGGAUAAUCCUUUGUUGAAGUACAGUGCAAAGGAUUACUUCUUCAAAGCAGCCCUUUGUCACUUCAUAGUAGAUGAGUUGAAUGCCAAGCUCGCUCUUGAGAAGUAUGAGGAAAUGUUUCCAGCAUUUACUGAUUCAAGAGAAUGUAAAUUACUGAAAAAACUUCUAGAAGCUCAUGAAGAACAGAACAGUGAAGCUUACACUGAAGCAGUGAAGGAAUUUGACUCAAUAUCACGGUUGGAUCAGUGGCUAACCACCAUGUUGCUUCGUAUCAAAAAGUCCAUCCAAGGUGAUGGAGAAGGAGAUGGAGACUUAAAGUGAAAUGUUUCUGUCCUUGUGGCAUGCGGCUAAUAACGUCUCUUUAGUUUUGUCUUAGGGCCACUGGAUCUUUAUGAGAUGCCCAUUUAAUGGCUUAAUUUUGUUGCAUAUGAGCCACACAACCCAUGUACUGUCCAAGUGCGUGUGCACCACAUCUGUGUCACUGUGAAGCAGUUGAAAGGGAGGUUUGUCAGGCUUAUCAGAGUCCCCAGAGUUUUCUGAGUACUUUCAAAUCAUAUCCUUGUUCUUCUGAUACUGAAAUAGCCCAUGUUUAAUGUUGCCACUUUUUUUUUCAAUGUUCUUCCUCUUGAACUCUAAAUCUUGACCCAUUAUUUUUCAUAGAUGCUUUGCAGAGACCCUGUACAUUGGCAUCUGGAUAUAUUCUUUAAGUGUGUGUGUUUAGUUCAGAGUGAUUGUCAACUAUGAGUGUAGAAUUUCAUUGGAAAUUAUUUUUGUUCUUCUGUGAUUAUUUUGAUGGUGCUAGUGACAAAUUUGCUUGUUUUUUGUACUAUUCUCCAUGUUCACAUGUACAUGGAAAAAUUGAGAACUGUUGGGAUCCAUUAGAAUAAUGUGCAUUUUGAGGAAAACAAGCUUCCUGGCAGUAUGUGCUUCUUUUGUUGAUGAAUGUCAAAAUGGAUUACAUUGAUUUGUAUGUAAACACACACAGGUUUGCAAGGAGCAGAACUUUCCCUUUCCUAGAGAAAGUUUCCAUUUGGAAUUAGAGUGGAAAUCCCUUUAUAUUGGCACCACAGUGUUUGGCAUGUCCCGAUGUAACUUUCAGUCCCUUCUAAAUUGUACUGCUGUCAUUAGUGACAGAUAAUGACAAUUUCUGUUGUGUCUGGUGGUAAGUAGCACUGGAAUAUAGUCUUUACUUUUGGAAGGCUGUGGAUUAGAAUCGGUAGGAUAUUGUCUUGUAGUGUCAGGUUAAGGGCUGAGUGAGGAUGGUUUGAGGACUAGUAAGAAAGUCAAGUUCAUCUGGGGUAAAGGGCAAUAGAAGGAAACAAAGUGAAAAGACCCUGGGAGGGCAGAUGUUAGAGGUCUGUAUCAGAUGUGGUGAGCACUCACUGGCCCAGUCAAGGUAUAACAGUAGUGUGCUGGAGACCUUGGAGAAGCAAGUAUCUCAGUGAUGUCAGUGUAACUGGUACGGUAAAGAGGUUAAGCCCAGGAAUCUGCUGAGGAUUCCAUUUCCCUUCAAAGUUUUGGCCUUCUUAAUUGAAGGCCAGACAUCACUGAAGGUCAGUUUUUAAAUGGAGUUCAAUUGAUCCCUCCUGACUCUUACUAAAAUAUCAUAUUUUAAAAUGAGUUUUACUUACUAUAUUAUACCACUAGCUAUACAUAUUUGUAAAAACAAGACAUUUG
Molecule: messenger RNA, 2261 nt
Organism: Dipodomys ordii (Ord's kangaroo rat)
Lineage: Eukaryota; Metazoa; Chordata; Mammalia; Rodentia; Heteromyidae
Gene: Napb
Product: N-ethylmaleimide-sensitive factor attachment protein, beta
Exons: 11
Coding region: 9-905 (298 amino acids)
Biological process (GO): SNARE complex disassembly; regulation of synaptic vesicle priming; intracellular protein transport
Cellular component (GO): vacuolar membrane; synaptobrevin 2-SNAP-25-syntaxin-1a complex; terminal bouton
Molecular function (GO): soluble NSF attachment protein activity; syntaxin binding
Source: RefSeq, a predicted model, not a curated record